Messenger RNA from Sparassis crispa, 2175 nucleotides. RefSeq lists its product as hypothetical. The coding region runs from base 1 to 2175 and encodes 724 amino acids. Lineage: Eukaryota; Fungi; Basidiomycota; Agaricomycetes; Polyporales; Sparassidaceae. The transcript has 6 exons. The record is from RefSeq and is a predicted model, not a curated record. Gene Ontology annotation, molecular function: ubiquitin protein ligase activity. Gene Ontology annotation, biological process: protein ubiquitination; ubiquitin-dependent protein catabolic process.
AUGAACUCUCAGGGUAUCCUCGACACGGCGGAGGAGGAUUCAUCCUUCUACAAUGCCAGUCGGAAGCUGGCUACACAUUUCCUGCAGCUGCCCUCUCGCCUUCUCGCUCGGAUACGUCGGCUGGACGAGCUCUUGAGUGAAGAGGUAAUGGCUGAGGCGCAUGCAUAUGUCACCACCAAUGGCGAAACGAUCAGCAGGCAAAGAUCACAGGAGUCCUCUGCGGGCGCAGCGCUUGUGCCGCCAGGACCAUGGGGAUUCGUGACGUCGGGCUACUUCUACGGGCUCAUAGUGAUGGCGUUGGUGCUGAAUCGGAUACAGAACAUUGUCGUACCUCCUCGACGCCGGCUAGGUCUCGGCAUUCAUGGCACCCGAAACUCUCAAGGCCCGUUGUCCCUUUGCAGCCUCAUCCUGAACACGAUAUUACCCAUUGAUCUGUCCUCUACGUUCUGCCGUUCUAUGUUCAGGAUCCCGUCGCUAUAUCUUCUAGGAAAGUCUCUUCUGUUAUGGUCCGUGCUUCUUCUGCAGUCAGCGGAGUUGUUCCCGCCGUGGAAUUGGAGUUGGUUGCAUUCACUUGACGCAUGGGUCGCGCAGAAGCAUAUGGAAGAGAUCUGCUGGUUCACAUUCACUUCCACGUGCGUAGCUCUGACCGUCGGAGCGCUCACCAAUGGCCUUGAAGGGCUCACUACCAAUGGUACUCCAUUCAAUCUGUUCUCGUUCGCGUUCCAAUUGUACAUGUACACAUCCCCAACUACCCAUGCCAUCAAACUGGAUAAUUACCCAUCAAGGCCGGACAAGCACGUCAUUAUCACUGUUAUACUACCUCUCCUUCAGCUCGCCCUGUUACACGGGUUUGAAGUUCAGGAAAGAUGGGCGCGUCGACGACUCAUUCCCACAACACUAUGUGCAGCUCUCACUCUCAUUCACUUCCAUGCAGUCGUCUGGACCUCACCUGCGUCAUACCCACUCACGCACUAUGUGUCAUGCGUGGUAGAGUCUUUCCUCAUCGCCAUGAUCCUCCUCACAAUUGGCUUGAACGCGUUAACUCAACUACUCCUGGAGGGCUCUGUCACAAGACCACUAUUCGGUCACGCCGAAGCUCUCUUGCCGAGAUGGGACGAGGACUUUGGGGUCGCACUGUUCCGUCUCGGCACAGCCAGCUUGGAAGCGACGAGUGCCGCUGGCCUGGGCAACGAAGUUGGCGGCAUCACGAACACGGACUCUACUGAUUUCGCGGAACGGCGGGCUGAGGACAUGGGCACCGUCGAGGUCGAUCGUGCCGGCGUUGUGACGAUCUCUCCCGCCUAUGAGAGGAAUGGCACGCAUAGGAAGCCGAAGCAUGGAUUCGCGAACGAGAUCACGAACGUGAAGGCGAUAUCGAGGCAUACGAGUCUGUGGAUGGACAGCGUGAUGAGUACGGGGUGGCACCUCGCGGAGCUUAGAGUGUACGCCCUGGUUGUGUGGAAGGUCCUCAAAGGCUUGCUGCGAUCGUCGUGGGCAAUCCUGCGCCGGCGCUUCCAAGCCAUGCGUGUUUCUCAGCAGAUGGAUCCUGCUAUUGACUCCCCGGGUACAGCAACUGACCAAGAUGAGCAAGAGGCUGAGCCGGAUGUGUACGAACGCUUCUUGCGAGGCGAAUCGCUGAGCGACGAUGAGGACGACGAGGACUUCGAGCUGCCACCCGACUCUUUCAAUGACACGCCGCUUAAUUUCUCGGAUGAUGAAGGGGAAUCGGAAGGAGAUGACAUGCUAAACCUCUUCGCGGACUUGUCCAACAAUUCCACGUCUACGUCUGUAUCCGCGUCCGCGCCUCUAAUCCUGGCGCACAUGACAUCGCCCUCCCCCCUCACGCGUCGACGGUACCAAAGAAUUGCCCCCGACGCAUCAACGUUUCAGGAUGCAAUGGAGGCCGACGAAUUGGAUGACUUCACCCGCGAGAGGAGAGAUACGAAGGUUGCGGCUCGGAGACUCGAGGCUGACGAUGCAGCAACGGCAGAGAGCAGGCGAAACUGCGUGAUCUGUACCGUCGAGCCUAGGAACAUCAUCUGCUGGCCUUGUCGAUGUCUCGCUAUGUGUGAUGAUUGCCGCGAGAACCUCGCGUCUCGAUCGUCAGCGUCAAAGCACGCUUGCCCAUGUUGCCGCCGGAGCGUUGAAGGUUAUUCUCGGAUAUAUAUUCCCUAG